GGAUGAGUUGGUUGAGCUGAGUAUCCAUGAUGAGAUUGCUAUGAAGGAGAAAGUAUUUGUUGACUUGUGGAAUGCGGAGUCCAAUUUUCACUCGGGGCUCAUCCAAAAGGACGCUUCGGUUCUUGCGGAUGUGACGGAUUCAGAGAGUCAGGACAGUAUUGACCUUAAAUCGCUCACUGAAGCUGAGAAGGAGUUCCAUACGAACCUCCUUGCGGAGAAUAGGAGGGAGAAGGUCAAGGUUAUUGCUAGCAACCACAAAGCGCAGGUCAACAAGUUCACGCGGAAUGCCUUCCUACCCAUUGCUCCCUCUAGGUGGAUUGAGAUGCAAUCUCGGGAAGUUAAUGACAAGUUGUGGGAUCUGCUCACCUUUAAUUACCUCGCGCCGAUUCAGGCUGAUUUCUACUGUUUUUUAACCUCCUUAUCCGAGGACGAGAUGAAGAAGUGUAGCGAGAAAACUCUCAUGGAGAACACUGAGCUUAUCAGAGGUGAUCACGCACUUACACCCGACAAUAUAAAACUACCGAUUUUGGGAGAGUUUGAUCCCACCAAGUGCUUAGUCUCUCCCUGUAUGCUUGCUGCCCGUGGCUUUAUGGGCCCCAGGGUCCAGUCUACAAUCGCUGAGCUCAAGCGUAUUUGGAACGUGGGCCGCCCGUUUCUUAAGUGUCAGUGUAUUGUCUCAGGAAAAGGGGACUGUGGCAAGAACAUCACUUGGUUCGACCAUGCGUUCUGGUACCUCCUAUCUGAUUUGCAAUAUCUCUUUCCGAAUGCCCCCACCCUCAGGUCCCGCGCUAGAGCCUUCAGAACAUUGGUUAAAACGGCGUGGCGUGCCCCGGUGCUUGCCUCUGUCGUGUUCACUCACAUGAGGGACAUCAUGGUCUCCAUGGCAUACAGUGUUGUUGCUGACCCAUCCAGGACCCCUCAGAACAUUCUGAGUGAUCCGGCCGUAAUGGUGCACAAGUUCCCGAGGACCAUGGCCAAAUGGAUCCUCCCUUCUCGUUACGUCCAGGUGGCUUGCAAGAAGAGGAAAGAAGCAGAGGAGGUGUCCUCUUCGUCAAAGAAGGCAAGGAGGUCGCAGCAGACGACCCUGGAGUUCUACGUGGCAAAACCUGUUCAGCAGCAGCUGUUUCCACCAGGGCACACACAGGCAGCUGAUAAGGAGGGGACCUCUCCGCUUGGUUCCACUGUUACUACGUAGACUGAUGGGGGUUGCUCCGUGUCGAGUAAAGUCAAAGUAAUGAACGGCCUCAGCAUGA
Molecule: messenger RNA, 1253 nt
Organism: Chara braunii
Lineage: Eukaryota; Viridiplantae; Streptophyta; Charophyceae; Charales; Characeae
Source: the annotation of a GenBank genome assembly